Molecule: messenger RNA, 492 nt
Organism: Cyprinus carpio (common carp)
Lineage: Eukaryota; Metazoa; Chordata; Actinopteri; Cypriniformes; Cyprinidae
Product: zinc finger protein draculin-like
Exons: 2
Coding region: 106-492 (128 amino acids)
Biological process (GO): regulation of transcription by RNA polymerase II
Molecular function (GO): RNA polymerase II cis-regulatory region sequence-specific DNA binding; DNA-binding transcription factor activity, RNA polymerase II-specific
Source: RefSeq, a predicted model, not a curated record
UCAGUGAAGCUCCUCCCACAGCAAUUCACCAAAUAAAAGUUGGAAUAUUCCCAUCAGUGAAGAAGAGUUUUCAGUGACAACAGGAGUGACCCAGAGCCCUGCAAAAUGAAACCUGAAGAUACUGAAAAACAGAGAGACCUGAUGGAAGAGACGGAGGAGAGUGAAGAACUGAGUGAAGCAGAAGAAAAACACGUCAAAAAUGGAGUAAAAUCUCUGAGUCGCUCACAGGCUCAACGUAAUUUUAUACUGAAAAGAAACCCUUCCCAAAAAUUCACUUGCCUUAUAUGUGGUAAGACUUUCCCAUACAAGCAAAGUCUUAAAGUUCACAUGAGAGAUCACAGUGAAGAGAAGCCGUACACAUGUGAUCAAUGCGGGAAGAGUUUUAAACAAAAGGGACACCUUAAGAGACACAUGAUAGUCCACAGUGGUGAGAAACCAUACACGUGUGAUCAGUGCGGGACGAGUUUUGCGUAUGACAAACACCACUUUUAA